CAAAAAAUAAAAUACAAAGAAAAAGCCACCACUCUGCCUAACAUAACUGUAAUAUCGAUCGUCCUCUCUAUCUUGAUCGGCGAUGGACACCACCUCCGACGGAGACACGUCCGCGUCGUACAGAGAGAAGGCUAAGGAGAAGGAACGGGUGAGCAGGACGUCGCUGAUUCACUGGCAUUCGCACCAUAACGACGCCGCGGCGGUUCGGAAGCUUCUAGAAGAGGAUCCCUCCCUCGUGCAUGCACGUGACUAUGACAACCGAACGCCCCUCCACGUGGCCUCCCUCCACGGCUGGGCCGACGUUGCCAGCUGCCUCAUAGAGUUUGGUGCUGACGUCAACGCCCAAGACCGAUGGAGAAACACGCCCCUGGCUGAUGCGGAAGGAGCAAAGAGGAAUUCAGUGAUUGAGCUUUUGAAGUUACGUGGAGGAUUGUCUUAUGGCCAAAAUGGAAGUCAUUUAGAACAUAGGCCUGUUCCACCCCCAUUGCCUAACAGGUGUGAUUGGGAAGUUGACCCUACAGAGCUGGACUUCUCGAAUUCAAUUUGUAUUGGAAAGGGAUCUUUUGGUGAGAUUUUAAGAGCUCAUUGGCGUGGAACACCUGUUGCUGUCAAACGCAUUCUUCCAGCUCUUUCAGAUGAUAGAUUGGUGAUUCAGGACUUCAGGCAUGAGGUUAAUUUGCUAGUGAAACUUCGCCACCCUAAUGUUGUUCAAUUUCUUGGAGCUGUUACUGAUAGGAAGCCUCUAAUGUUGAUUACUGAGUAUCUAAGAGGGGGUGAUCUUCAUAGGUACCUCAAGGUUAAAAGUUCACUUAGUACUUCAACAGCGAUCAACUUUGCCAUGGAUAUUGCCAGAGGGAUGGCCUAUCUUCACAGUGAACCAAAUGUUAUAAUUCAUCGAGAUCUCAAGCCAAGGAAUGUUCUUUUGGUCAAUUCUUGUGCCGACUAUUUAAAAGUAGGAGAUUUUGGACUUAGCAAGCUUAUUAAAGUCAAAAGUUCUCAUGAUGUGUACAAGAUGACUGGUGAAACUGGAAGUUACCGCUAUAUGGCUCCUGAAGUUUUCAAACACCGGAGAUAUGACAAGAAGGUUGAUGUGUUCUCCUUUGCUAUGAUUUUGUAUGAGAUGCUUGAAGGUGAACCACCAUUUACAAAUUUAGAACCUUAUGAGGGAGCCAAGCAUGUGGCUGAGGGACACAGGCCAAUUAUUCGAGCGAAAGGUUAUGGUCCUGAACUACGAGAGUUAAUAGAGCUUUGUUGGGCUGGUGACAUGACUCAAAGACCUUCCUUCCUAGAUAUCCUUAAACGGCUUGAGAAGAUCAAAGAAAAACCUUCAGAGCAUCACUGGCAUUUGUUCUCUUCAUAAACUAUGGGAACAUUCAAAUGUCAAGAGACUCGUGAUUAUUUUCAAUUACAAAAUACCUUCGCCACCGCCUGCAGGAUUUGUGAAUAGAGCCAACAUGGAAAACCAACAAAUUCUCGAGGUUUGUAUACUACUACAAUGAGCAAGCAGGAUAUCUUGAAUUGUUUAUGGCUUUUUUUUAAGUUUCUGAGUUUGAUUUCUCUUAUCAAAAUUCUUGGGCGGUCUAGAUAGACAACAGAUAAACAACGUAAAUAAUGGGCUACACUAUAGGUCCACUAAACAUUAAAAAAAUAUAUUAUCCAUCCUUACUCUCAAUUACACUUUUCUCCUUUCUCAUUAACCUAUUUUCCCCUUUCCCAUCAAAGUUGCCGGCAUCACCGGACCUUAGCGCAGCAAUAAAAAAACAUCCAUGUACAAUAAAAUGUUAUAUCCAUCGAAUUUAAAAGAAACAUCCAUGUAUAAUAAAAACGAAAUAUGCGUGUACAAUAAAAACGAAAUAUCUGGGAGGCUGUGCUUUGAUGGAAGGUGGAGGGCGCCCUGCGUCGCAGAAGGAGAAAAAGAAGACCGACGGCGGCGGAGGGACACGAUGGAGGACGAUGAUGCGAUGGGUGCCGCAAUCCUGUCAUUGAUGCGACUUCUCCCUGUAGCAGCGACGUGAAGCCUGAUGAACAGUAGCAGCGACAGAGGGAAGAGGCAGUCCCCGCGGUGCAAAUGGAGGACGAAGCUGGGCUGUCUGCAGCGGUGCAAUGGAGGCGCGACGAGACUGGGCUGCCUACAGCGAUGGGCGAGAUGGAGGCGCGAUGAGGUUGGGCUGCGUGUGGUAGUUGC
Arachis duranensis is the source of this 2185-nucleotide messenger RNA. RefSeq names its product integrin-linked protein kinase 1-like. The transcript has 11 exons. The coding region runs from base 83 to 1360 and encodes 425 amino acids. Lineage: Eukaryota; Viridiplantae; Streptophyta; Magnoliopsida; Fabales; Fabaceae. Gene Ontology annotation, biological process: protein phosphorylation. The record is from RefSeq and is a predicted model, not a curated record. Gene Ontology annotation, molecular function: protein binding; protein kinase activity; ATP binding.